This is a messenger RNA of Folsomia candida, 1739 nucleotides long. Its product is annotated as farnesoate epoxidase. The transcript has 8 exons. The record is from RefSeq and is a predicted model, not a curated record. Lineage: Eukaryota; Metazoa; Arthropoda; Collembola; Entomobryomorpha; Isotomidae. Bases 158 to 1651 code for a protein of 497 amino acids. Gene Ontology annotation, molecular function: monooxygenase activity; oxidoreductase activity, acting on paired donors, with incorporation or reduction of molecular oxygen; iron ion binding.
AUGCUCUUGAGGGAGAUUACACGCCAAUAAAAGCAGAAUUUUCCUCCUUCAUCGCGACAGUUGGUGAGACAGAGGAGGAAAAGUAAUCUUUAUUAUUUACGUAUUGUGAUCUGCAAAUAUUUUAUUGGGAAAAAAAUCUGCAAAUAAAAAUUUUGGUAUGGUUUCUUCCGUCGAAGUCACUCUCGGAGUCGUGCUCGUUGCCCUGGUUUAUUUCGUCUUUGUGAGAAAGCCAAGGUGGAAAAAUGCUCCGCCAGGUCCCCGAGGAUUACCACUGCUUGGAAAUAUAUUUCAAAUAGAAAAAUUCCAGCACGUCACCUUCACCAAGUGGGCAAAGGAGUACGGACCCUUGUACAAAGUGAAUAUCGCCUCGUUAAACAUGAUUGUGGUCUCGGACUAUAAAAUGGUGAAGGAAAUAUUUUCCGAGCCCGCAUUUUCAGGGAGGAUUGACUUUACAAACUUUGACUUCAUCCUGGACGGCAAAUUGCAUGGAAUCAUCAACACGCAAGGCGAACAUUGGGAAGAACUUCGGAGAUUCACGCUCAGACAGUUGCGCGAUUUCGGUUUUGGCAAAACCUCGAUGGAGGACGGGAUCAUGUUGGAGGUGGCCGAGCUCAUCGAGGGACUUAAAGGGAUGGCCGGGCAGCCCGUGAGGGACGUUAAGGAGCGGCUCCAGAUUGCCGUGGUUAACGCCUUGUGGGCCAUUUGUACCGGGAUUAGGCACAAACACAGCGAUAAAGAGUUGAUCGACAUGACAGUAAAGACGAAUGACGCAUUCCAGGGAAUUUUGGAGGGUGGAGGGUUCAUCAUAUUUAUGCCCUGGCUGGUCAAACUCUUCCCCAAAUUGGUUGGGUAUGACAAAUUGAAAACACAAAUUUACAAUUUGGCGAGUUAUAUGCGAAAACCAGUUACCGACCAUAAAAAGACGAGACAGGAUGGUUUCGACAGAGAUUUUACUGACGUGUUUCUAAAAGAAAUCGCCAAAACUACGGACCCCAAGUCGGCAUUUAUGGGAAAACUGGGAGAGGAUAACCUUGUCGCAACUUUGGGCGAUUUAUAUUUCGCCGGAACUGACACCACGUCCACAACGUUGGCCUGGCUGAUGAUGUACCUCAGCAAAUUCCCCGAUGUCCAGACCAAGUUUCACGAGGAAAUUGAAUCCGUUACGGGAAAUAGUAGACCCACCACGAUUUCAGACAGAUCAAAAAUGCCUUAUACGGAAGCCCUGCUGGCUGAAACGCUCCGAUUCUCUACCAUUACUCCGCAAGGGGUUCAACACAGGGCCCUCAAAGACCAAGAAUAUCACGGCUACUUCAUCCCCAAGGACACGGUCAUCACGGCAAACGUGUUUCACAUCCACUCCGAUCCAAAAGUGUGGGGAGAUCCGGAGAACUUCAGACCCACCCGAUUUUUAAGCCCGGACGGAAAAACGUUCCAGAGGCAUGAAGCCCUCAUCCCGUUUUCCACGGGGCGGAGGCAAUGUCUCGGUGAAAGUUUGGCGCGCGACAACCUCUUCCUCUUUGCGACAAAUAUACUGCAAAGGUUUGAAAUCGUGUUUGACAAAAAUGGUCCAGAUCAUGGGUUCGAGCCUCAGUUGAAUUUUCUAUUAAUGCCGAAACCCUUCAAUGUGAUUUUUAAGGAUAGAUUUGCCUAAUAAAUGAAAAUCAACCUUUAAUUGGAAUUAGUCUUGUGUACUGUUGCGUUAGUCUGAUUUAAAUAAAUUGAACUGAGGAAAAUAUCUA